Messenger RNA from Thlaspi arvense, 1349 nucleotides. NCBI's taxonomy places the organism in Eukaryota, Viridiplantae, Streptophyta, Magnoliopsida, Brassicales, Brassicaceae. The record is from the annotation of a GenBank genome assembly.
AAAACCCUAAACUGAAAAUAUCUUACGCAGCUGUCUAGGGUUUUUGCCUCUCUCCACUCUCAAACCUAGCAGUCGCUCUUCUCUUUUCGAAAUUCUCCAUGGGCAAGUCUGCUAAGAAAUCCGCCACUAAAGUUGAGGCAGCACCUGCUGUUAUCAAGGAUUCGAAACCUUUGAAGAAAGUAAUCGAGAGCAGCAGUGGUGAGUCUAGCGACUCUGAUGAAUCCGAGAGUGAAGAAGAGAAAGAAACCCCAAAGAAAAAGAACACCGAUGUUGAAAUGGUGGAUGCUGAGCAGAAAUCAUAUGCAAAACAGCCAAAGACACCAGCUACUCCUGCUACUGGUGGAUCAAAGACACUCUUUGCUGCCAAUCUCCCAUUCCAAGUUGAAAGAUCAGAUGUUGAGAACUUCUUCAAAGAAGCUGGUGAAGUUGUUGAUGUUAGAUUUGCUACAGACAGAGAAGAUGGCAGGUUCAAGGGGUACGGACAUGUCGAGUUUGCAACUGCUGAAGCAGCACAGAAGGCCUUGUCGGAAUUUAACGGUAGACCUUUGCUCGGUCGUGAAAUUCGUCUUGAUAUUGCUGUAGAGAGAGGCGAGAGACAGCCAUACACUCCACAAAGCGGAAACUUCAGAAGCGGUGGUGGUGACGGUGCUGCUAAAACAAUUUUCGUCAAGGGAUUUGACUCUUCUCUUCCUGAGGACGAUAUCAAGAGCGCAUUGAGUGAACAUUUCGCAUCAUGUGGAGAGAUCACUAGGGUUUCUGUUCCCAUUGACCGUGAGACCGGUGCUUCUAAGGGAUUUGCUUACGUUGACUUUAAAGAAGGCACAGAGAAGGCGUUGGAACUUAACGGUAGUGAAAUGAGUGGAUGGAAUCUUGUAGUUGAUGAGUCUAGGCCGAGGGAUAACGGUGGUGGAAGGAGCGGAGGAUAUGGUGGAAGGAGCGGAGGAAGAGACGGUGGUCGUCGUGGCAGAGGAGGAAGAGACUUUGGUGGUCGUAGUCGUGGCAGAGGAGGAAGAGACGGAGGAAGAGACUUUGGUCGUGGUCGUGGAAACAGACCUAGUUUCACUCCUCAAGGUAAGAAGACUACCUUUAACGACGAGUAGAAGCUUCUGUAGAAGAAAAGACUCUUCUUUAUGUUCUUAACUUGUGAUACUUCGCAUCCUUAUAUUAUUGCAUCAGUUUUUUUUUUUUUUUGUUGCUCUUUAGUUACUCUUUUGUUUUGUCUGAACCUUAAAUUUUUGUCUGAAUAUUAAAGUAGCUCAAUUUUGAGUGCUUUUGGUGUUGAAUUUUCAUUAGUAAUUUACUAAAGUUAUAUCCUUCUCCGAUGCAAUUGAUUUUUUUUUUGAUCAAAA